Messenger RNA from Pyrenophora tritici-repentis Pt-1C-BFP, 1530 nucleotides. The record is from RefSeq and is a predicted model, not a curated record. NCBI's taxonomy places the organism in Eukaryota, Fungi, Ascomycota, Dothideomycetes, Pleosporales, Pleosporaceae.
AUGCCUCCAGCAGCUAGAGCCCUCAGGCAACGUGCCGUGACGAAUGAAAAUGAUGAGAAUGCCACUACGACACGCUUGACGCGUGCAAAGGCCGCCAACUUGGGCGCGACUGAGUCUGCCGCCGACGUCCCCAAGAAGGCUCUACAAACGAAAAAGUCAACCGCCACGCUCGCCGGUGCUGCGACGCGCAAGCGUGCCGCACUUGGUGAUGUCAGCAACGUCACAAAGACGGACGCCCUAGGUGCUGGCGCAAAGGACGGAAAGAAGACGUUGGCGACCAAGGGCCAACUCUCAAAAGCUGCACAACCCACAAAGGUCCAGAAGCAAUCACGAGCGAACACAACGCGUUCUAUCCUUGAGCCCAAGGACAAGAACACAUCGGAGCUGAAGAAGCGCCAAGCUAGCGGCAACGGUAUCUCCGGUGCGCCAGCCAAGAAGCGCGUGACACAGGCCGCGAAGCCGCUCAAGGAAGAGCCUAAAGAGGAGCCCAAGGAAGAGAAGGUCGAGGAGGAAGAUGACGACGAGGAAGAGAAUGUCGAGCCAAAGGAGAACGUUCCUGAACCGGAUGUCAAGGAGGUCAAGGAGGUCAAAGAAGCCAAGCAGGUCAAUGGUACCAAGAAGGAGGUCGAGGCACCAGUCACCGAAGUUUUCUAUGAUGGCCCUGAUCUAGACAAGGAGGAUGUUGAUGACCCAUUGAUGGUCUCCGAGUACGUUGUCGAAAUUUUCGAGUACUUGAAGGAGUUGGAGAUUGCAACCAUGGCCAACCCCGACUACAUGGACAGCCAAACUGAGCUGGAGUGGAAGAUGCGUGGUAUUCUCGUCGACUGGCUACUUGAAGUCCAUACUCGCUUCCGUCUUCUCCCUGAGACACUGUUUCUCGCUGUCAACAUCAUCGACCGUUUCCUCUCUGCUAAGAUCGUUCAACUCGACCGUCUCCAGUUGGUUGGUGUCACCGCUAUGUUCAUCGCCUCCAAGUACGAAGAAGUUCUAUCGCCCCAUGUACAGAACUUCCGACACGUUGCAGACGAUGGCUUCACAGAGGAGGAAAUUCUCAGUGCGGAGCGCUUCGUGCUUGCUGCCCUGAACUACGACCUAAGCUACCCUAACCCCAUGAACUUCCUCCGACGGAUAUCAAAAGCAGACAACUACGACAUCCAGACCCGCACAUUGGGCAAGUAUCUUCUAGAGAUCGGCUGCCUAGACCACCGUUUCCUCGCCCACCCCCCGAGCCAGGUUGCUGCUGCUGCUAUGUACCUUUCUCGUCUUGUCCUCGAGCGUGGCCCUUGGGAUGCCACCCUUACACACUAUGCUGGUUACACCGAGGAGGAGAUCCAGCCUGUUCUGCAGCUGAUGAUUGACUACCUUUCUGGUCCUGUUGUUCACGAAGCCUUCUUCAAGAAGUAUGCCAGCAAGAAGUUCCUGAAGGCAUCUAUCGUAUUGCGCAAGUGGGCUAAGGACUACGUUUCCGCUUAUGGUAACGCCCUUGAAGAAGAACCUGUUGUACCUUCCAAGACCAAGAGUCAGCGCUAA